Exophiala mesophila is the source of this 842-nucleotide messenger RNA. RefSeq lists its product as uncharacterized. The coding region runs from base 1 to 549 and encodes 182 amino acids. The transcript has a single exon. Lineage: Eukaryota; Fungi; Ascomycota; Eurotiomycetes; Chaetothyriales; Herpotrichiellaceae. The record is from RefSeq and is a predicted model, not a curated record.
AUGUCUGAAACACAAGCACCCACUCACCCCGACAUGAUCAAAGUCAUCCGAAAACCCGGAUCGUUUGCCUCGUACUCGGUCUCAGCCGCCACCCUACCACCUGGAGCACUGAUGGCACGACUGGCAUCACCACCAUUGACCGUGACCAAACAAAAACGAUGGUCCAGCGUGCAAAUCUCCGAAGCCCUGCACAUUGAGCUGAAUUGCGACUGGCUGUACGUGAACCACGGCUGCGACCCCAGCGUCGAGUUCCACGUCUUGUCCGACGCCGACGAGCCCGUGAUUGAGAUCCGCGUGGCCGCUCGCCGCGACAAGGACGGCAAAACCAUUGGCAUCACCGAGGGUGAAGUCAUCACUUUCUUCUAUCCCAGCACCGAGUGGGACAUGGAUCAGCCAUUUGACUGCAUCUGCGGCACUUCACGUUGUCUCGGCAGAAUCGCGGGAGCUAGAUACCUGACCCCAGAACAAGCCAGGGGCUAUUUUCUCAACACUCACAUUGAGAACUUGAGAAGUGUCCCGUAUUCCACCAACAAGCCUACUUCGCCAUAAAUCCACUGGACUCGAACUCACUGUCUCGGAACACCGCCACUGCAACAGCGUAGCGAAAGGGCAAGACAACGUUUCGUCCUCUGCUUUGCAAUGAAUUCAUGCCGAUAGAUGUCUAGUAUCUGUUCGGCUCCAAACAACCAAAAGACUUGCAUAAACAAGAAAAAGGGUUCAUUAAAUCCAGGAAAUGAUAAAAUGUCACUGGAUAGAAAAGUUCAAGUAGGGCUUGCUUCAAAUCCGCUUCCAAAUUCGUCUCAUGUCAGAUCAUGACCAAAUGCAAAAUAAAAUGACCAUUC